GUGUCACAUAGCGCCAUAGUUAACGCCUUAUGCGGCUUUCCUGAGCUGAACGGCAGGCUGCAGACAGACGAACCGCUCGUUCAUUAACCGUUCUCUGAUCACUUCCCGUGCGUGUCGGUGUGUGUGUGCGGACUCGUCGGUCAUGGCUCCCCGCUCCUUGCGCUCGCUCUGCCUGCUGCUGGCGCUGCUGCUGCCGCUGGAAGUCCUGUCUCAGGACCUGGACCUGGCUGAUGCUCUGGAUGGUGACGAUGAAACACCGACCGCUCCACCGAAGCCAGCAGCACCAGCAGGAGGAGCAGGAGAAGAUCUGGAGGAUCUCCUCAACCUCGACAGCACCACCACCACUACCACCAAAGCCCCACCCAAGGUUGUGCCUAAAGUCCCUGCAGGGACAAAGGCGCCAGGCAAGCCCAAACCCAAGCCAGCUGGAGACGACUUUGACCUGGCUGAUGCCUUGGACCCCAACAAUGACAUUGGUGGCAAGGACAAGAACAAGGGGCAGGGAGGUGCAUUUUCUGACAGUGAUCUGAUUGAUGUUAGUAAAGACGACACCUACAAACCUGACAAAGGCAAAGGUGGACGUUCAAGUGGUGACAAUGACCAGAUUAACCAGUAUGAUGACAACAAUGAGACAACAGCAGAAGUGGGCACCAUUGCAGGGAUUGUCAGUGCAGUUGCCAUGGCGCUGGUGGGUGCAAUCAGCAGCUACAUCUCCUACCAGAAGAAGAAGCUGUGCUUUGGUAUACAACAGAGCCUGAACACUGACAUGGUGAAGGCUGAGAACCCCGAGGCUGUGGUGGCCACAGAACCACAAGUCCAGCAGACUCUCCUGGAGCCGCCCAGCGCUGAACCCCGCACUGAAGAGAAUGCUGUGUAACACACUCACACACACACACACACACACACACACAAAGGUCCCCCACUGAACCCCCCUGCACACACACACACACACUAGCACCCACACACAUACACAUACACAGCCAUGCUACAGGAUAGACUGUCUAUUGUGUAACAUGCACCUCUGUGCUGCAGAGGUUGGGAUUUGUAGUCCAUCUGUGUUCUCUGCUGUAAACACAGCUGACAGCGUAUGGAACCUUGCCAAAUGUUCUGUUUGUAUUGUAAUUUAUUGUUUACUGUUUGAACACCACUAACAAUGACAGUUUACAGUUCUCAGCAUGCAGCCUGUGAUUUGCCUGCAGUGAGCUGAGGCUUUAGUUGGAGCACUUUGAGCUCCAGACACACAGUGAAGUUGGAAUAUUGGGGAAAAAAAAGAGCAGUUCAUCGUACUAUAAACUGCUGGGCAUCUAUGGGUGUGUGUCAAAGUGCUUCAAGUUCACAGGGAGUCAGCUGUUCAGUGAACUGGAUUUCAGGUAGGAGGUGACUGAUUGACCCUGGUCAGUGACUUGCAGCUUGAUUCCAAAGCAGAGCCUGAUAAUGUCAGUGAUGCUCAGUGCUCUGUGGAGAAUUUUUAAAUAGCUGAACUUCAAAUGACCACGGAGCACCGUGAGAUAUGCCCAGUGUUUUUUACAUGAACAGAUGUCCCAUUGUAUCUCAUCUAAAUGGAACACAGCAGUUCUGUUUCCCCCUUAUGGCAAAUAGCAGAUUGUCAUUUGCCCCCCCCCCCCAAAAAAAUAAAAUAAAAAUACAACAGCAUAAACAGCCAUUUAUAGGCUAAUUGUAAUUUACAUUUGCUUUAUAAUUCAAUUCAAUUGGGCAGAAUCUAGAAUCUGGAAAUCUAGAAUUUAGAGAAUCCAUGACUUGGACUUCUGUAUUUCGCUCCACAGAUGUGUAGAGAGUUACUGAAGAACACUUAACAAUAUUCCCAGACUUCAAUUCAAAGGCCUGCAGCAGCUGAAGUGUUGUGAUGAAAAGUAUAAUCCUUUAUUAUCACAGCCGCCAGUUUAUGGAACUUAAAAUAAGCAUGUACUCAUAGAACUGAAGUUCCAUCAUGUCAAUAUGAUGUUGACAAACAAUAUGAAUUUCUCUUAUUCCUAAAAAAUGUGAUAUUUUGAUUUAAUUUAUUACUGCGUUAUCAUUAUGAGGUCAUAAUCAGUGAUUACUGUAUGUUUUUCCUUUGAUGAAUAAUCAGGGCUUAUUGAAGUCUCCCAACGGGUUGAAUUACAUUUUGACACACUUGGUACAUAUGUUGUCCUUUAAUGGGCUCCACUGUUAGCUGGUGGAGUACUGUGGAUUAACUGGAGCUGCUGCAGGUAACUAACUGUUUACGUCAUGUGACAUCAUUAGUUCCUACAUGCUAAUCCAUCUACACCCUCCUCAUGUUGCCUAUCUUAAUGUACAAAGUUGCCUUAUUCAGAUUUGGAUCUUUUUUGCAAUAGUAAAAAUAAGGCACCUAAACAUUUAUCUACUUACAACCUGUGACUUUUUAUAGUGUAAAUAGCCUAAUAUUUAAAAAAAUAAAUAAAUAAACCCUGUUUUUUCAACUAGCUUUUAAUGACAACGCCCAAUGAAGGAAGCCUGGAGAAGCUUGGGUUUGUGUCAGUGAAGCAUCCAUUAGCUUCUGUGUACAGGGCUGACUGGUUGAAGAGUUGAAGAAGAAAAAGAGAAAGUUCAAAAUUGGUCCAGUUGUGCUCAGAGUUCAGGUAGCACCAAACAUGAAACUUUAAAAUGGACUCACCGCGCCUGAUGUAGCAUAGAAGUGCUGUUCAGGUCUUAACAUGCACAGUGUGUAUCGUCUCUUUUUGUGCUCAUUUGAAUUCUUCAGUGGUGAGCUGCUUGGAAAAAAAAACCCUCAGCACUUCUGGAGAGAGCAGGCUGCGACGAGGCUAGUGGACAGAAAAGUGGGCAGAAAAUGUGACUUUUGUUGAAGAUACAAUUACUACGAGCUAAUGUUGUUUGUACUAUGUUCUAUUGUGUUAGCUUUGAGGUGCCAGUAUGUGCAGGAGAACGCCAAGUUUGUCUUUAUCCCAUGGUGGCCAUUUUGAAUUGAUAUUGUGAGAAAAAUUGCAGACAUCAUUUUAUACAUAUGCCAAACAGAUUUGAGACAGUGGCAGCAGGCAGAUAUCAACCAACAACAGAAGAGCUGUUUUUAAUGUGUGUCCCUAAUGCCUAACAAACACGUUCAAUGACCAUCAAACAUUAACAAAGCUGUUCAGACCUGAUGGCACAUUGUUCCAUUUCUUUGUGCGUUACUGCCACCAACUGUCCAUCUGUAGAAUAGCACGAAACUAUAGCAAGAAUGGGGAGCACUUAAGCAGCAUGCAGGGACACAUGCUCCACAGCAACACUGAAAACUCCACAGAGUAGCCUUAACUGGAUUACUGUCCAAUAAUUGGUAUUAAAUUGAACCAGAUAAGAGAAUAUAUGGUGUAUAUGAUGUCAUAAUUUGAUUAUUAUAGUAUUACAUUUUUAAAAAAGUUGCAUACUCCAUUUCAAAUUUGUAAAAAAAAAAAAAAAGUUUGUACUACAGAGCUAUAAAAUGUGACUGACAGGUGACCCUGUCGGUUCAAAAUGGCCACCAACACAGCAAGAUUUACAAGAGAAAAGUGGGAAAGUGUUUUUUGUGACAGAUGUGUGAAGUCAGGGAGGAGUCUGAAUGAGUCGGCACUGCCACAAAGACGAUACUGGUUGUGAUAAUAUGCAUUUGAAAAAAAUCAGAAGUAUGUUUUAGCCGUGUAGAUGAAAUUAGCUUCAGUAGUUAGCUUUAGGAUGUUGAAUAGUGUCAGGAUAACAGCUUUUGGAAAGUUGUGAUGGUUGUACAUAUUACUGUGAGCAGUUCUGUGUUUGUAUUACUAGCAGUGCGUAAAAGCAUAAAUAUGCUUCAUAUUAAUCUAUACUCUUAGGUGUGUAUGUGCGUGUGUAUGCGUGUGUUUACACUCUUCACCUGCUCUUUUUACACUUUGUACCCAACUUGACUUUUCUUAAUAACUUAGCUUAACGUUUUGUAGAUAGUUACUGCUUCCUGCUGACUGAGCUUGUUCUGUAUGUUUUCCUAAUGACUCAGCAGUCUUGUGUAUUCCUGAAUGAGACAGCUUUUAUUUGGGAGUGUGGGCUGCACCUGAAAUAAUUCACUGUCUUCUGUCUGUUGUUGUAUAGCACUGCUCAGAGUGACUGACAGAGUGACAGAGUUACUGAACCUUCUGUGGUGGACUUUAGUGAUCUCAUACUCUAACAUUAAACAUAGUUAUUAUGGCACAUUCACAUCAUGUAUAAUGGAAGGAAGCAACAAGAAUGUACAAUUAUAUGUUUGCAGUUGGUUGUGUGAGGGUGAAAAUAUGUCGUGCAUAUAGCUCAAAGUUUCCUAGUCACAGUUUUGACUUGGACCCAUUGCAUGGUUCUGGCGACGGUGUUAAACAUGUAAAUUUCAGCUAAUGCUUGGACCCUCACACGCCUCUUGAAAUGCACAAAGUUCAUUGUUGUUGAUGAUUGGUUCGUUACCCCCCAAGCCAUUUGAUUCCUCUUCUACCGCCUCUACACUGCCAGCCAGAAGCCUACAUAUUUUUUAAGAAGGUAGAAGAAGCAAACGACACACAUGGAUGUGGCAUGAUCAGUGAUUGGUAACCUGGUAAACUACCAUCAUGCUUUGUUGAAGACCUGAGUAGUGUCUGAUAGGGUAGUCUGUAUCUACACAGAGGUGCAUGAAGGAUUUUGGAAUUUGGCUCUUGGGUUUGAACUCUCAUCACAUCAUAUCCUUUCAGAUACUGAAGGAGAUGGUGUUGCAUGAGCUAUAAAUGUUGGUGGCCUAUACAAUGAGUGUGUUACAUAUCUGACAGAUGCAGUGCAGUCCUAUAUGAACUGCCCGACAUGAGUUGCCUUGGAGAAUCAUACGCUUCUAUCCACAAUCCCUUUGUGUCACUCCUUCUCCAAAAGUCCCGAAACAUUCAGUCACUAGUCAGUCUUCUUAGUACAACACUGUUAUCAGAGGUUGGUUGUGCAAAUAUACUGCAGUGCAGGCUCUUGUUAACGGUAAAUAAAAGUUCAGGUAGAUAGUGUCAGAGUCAUCAGCAGUCUUCAGUCAGCAGGACAUAUGAAACUUUGAGUAGAAACCCUGUGCUUUCUUUCUAAAACUUUAACUUUCAUAAACACUCAUUUUUUAAGCAACAUUUAGUGAUGAGUCUGGCAACAGCAGGUCUACAUUACAAUAUCAAGGUCAGGCUUCAAGGGGGUUUAUCUCUUUUUGUUGUUCAUGCCACAUUUUUAAUCAAGAGGCCAGAAAGACCCCUAUGGCCAAUGUCUCACAAUCAAAUUCCCAAAAAAUGAAAGUGGUAUCAGCAUCAAGAAUACAGCAUUAAUCAAGCUCUACUGAUUUUAGGGCUCUACUCUUUACGUAGAACAAACACUUGUAGACCUGCUGCUCAAAACUGUACUGUCUGAGCCUGAGUGUGCCAACUGCACAUGCAUGCAGAUACCCAGUGUAGUAUGAACAGAUCUGUGUCUUUCUAAUUCACAAGACGUCAUGGACUAGCUGACAGAGACAGAUCUUGUGCAACCAGACUUUGAGAACAGUUGCCAAUGCUGAAACUUGGUCAUCUGAUUGAUAAUAGAGACUGAUGAACAACUGUGUAGUCUUGGAGUCACGACAAGAAAGAGACUUCAUGAAAGUAAAGUCAAAUUAAUCUGUUUUGGGGCACUUUUACAUUUUCUUAACAUGCUUUUUGAAUUGAACAUGCUGUUUGAGUGUCCAGGGACUGCUGAUGGUGAUGGAGGAACAGACUGAUCUGCUCACCUUGUAAGAAUUGUGCAUGGAUAACCUCUCUGCCCUGUCAGCUGUAAUUCAAAUGGUGCUUCUCUCUCUGCCUUAUACCCUGCACAGUCCCAUAGGGACAUGCCACAGUACUCAUCUCCAAUCUGUUAGCUGCAGCUGAGUAUGGAACACCCACAGCUUUCAGCUCCUUUGGGUGGGCGAUUGGUCACAGCACAGAGGACUGAAAGGCAUGCUCAGGCUGCUGAGAGCUGAACUUCACACAAAUCAAACACAAAACAAACAAACCUUUCCGUUCAUUGAAUGUAUCGAGUAUCAAGCAAAAACCUUUGGCAUGUAGCAAAAAUACAAAUUGACCAAAGAUGUAGCAUUGAUUGAGAUUGACUUUGUCUUUAUGUAUUGAGACUGAAAUAUAUGUUUGUAAGAAAAAGGCUGUGAGGGGAAAGGAUUGAAUCAGGCCUGAUCUAAGGACGAUCUAAGGAAGGUCUAAGGACAGAGGGUGUCACUCCCUGUACAGAUUGUAAAGCCCUCUGAGGCAAAUGUACUUUGUGACUUUGGGCUAUACAAAUAAAAUUGAUUUGAUUUGAUUUGAUCUAAAUGUUACGGAGACCAUGUCUUCAGUGUUUUAAGACAGAAUUUGAAUUCAAAUAAGACUUGAUGGAUUAGACGAAGAGUGAAGUGUGUGAGAAUGUUUUUUAUGGCCAUGAAAAAACAAUACAGAUGCACCUGAUAGAAUCGUGGCUCACACAGAUGCCAAACGUCUGAAUGACUCUGCUCUACUAUACUAUACUAGAGUCCCAUACUGCUGUUUGAAGCUGGCUACCAGACUGUAUAGAUGAUGCAAUGGCGAGGGGAACAUCAGUACAAUCUAAAGCUGCUGCAGCCCUGCAACUAACAGCUCCUUUGUAAAGUUGGGGCUGUUUUUCUAAAAUUGGAGCUUGUGUUGUUAUAUAAGAUACUGUACAGUCGUGUGUGACAUUGUGUACACCCCAUAAGAAUAGAUAGAUAGAUAGAUAGAUAGAUAGAUAGAUAGAUAGAUAGACAGACAGACAGACAGACAGACAGACAGACAGACAGACUGGUGGGGGUUCUCGCAUAGUGCUUGAGGUAUGACAGUCUAUUGUGGUGAUGGGUCAUGUUAAGUUGGCAGGACAGUAGGAGGAUGUACACAGUGCCAGAGCCAGAAAGGUCCACAGGUGGUGUCACUAGAUUAGGUGUAGGGCAUGCAGGUCUGGAAAUUGGGGUGGGGUUUACAAAGUGUGCUUUCACACAGUACAGUCACUCACUGUGUGAUACUGUCAUUACACUGUUUGCUGUUUAAAAGAUGCACGAGCAUUGCAAAGAGAAAUAAUCAUGAGCAUUUAAGAUAAACGCUGGCUUCCAGGAGCACUGCCCCAUCGAGUGACAAGUAAACAUUAUAGUAAGCAUUUUAACUUUUUCUACAGUUUGUUGUCAUGCUGAAUUCAAAAUGCUUCCACACAUUCUUCAGAUAGGUUCUGUGUCAUGAUUAUUCAUUCAGCGCCGCUGAAAAAGCAGUGGUCAGAUGACACAAAAACUAGCAUGUUUCUGUUUAGUUUAAUAUUGCAAUUCAUUAAGUCAGAGGACAAUGUCAGUCAGAUUACAUAAAAAAUGUUGAUUUCCCAUGCAAAACCUGCAACUCCGUGGAGUUGAUAUGUAAAAGCAGUGGUGUGCCCCUUAAGCCUUUCUGCAGCCAGCCUCGAUCUUAAGAAUUGUUACUGUAGCAAUGCAACCAUUAGCUCACUUUGUCCUUCCCUGCCCUCCAAACUGUGCACUGUGUCUGCACCGUGUUCUAUGACAGCUGUUCUCUACAGUGAGGACAGACACAUGACUGUCACCGUGUCAUGCAAAGCCAGCCAAAAUCUUCAAUGCUCACUUUUUUUGAUGAUGAUGAAGUCAGCUCAAAAGCUCCUAAUGAUUUCAUAUUUGAGAGCUGGCUUUGUGAGGAUACCUGUCACAUACAACACAUGCACACCUCUCCAAUAUACUGUUCUCAUACAUAUACACACUUUGAUGCAUGCUUUUCUCUACCAUACUGUAAACUCAGUUACUUGUAGCUUACGAGUAUUAAACUCUGUGUCUUUCUGACAACUGAAUGUUGGACAGUUUUCACUGCUUGAAGUGUAAUAGUGAACUCUUCUUUCUCUCUUAUUCCACUAUGAUAACUCUCUGGCAAUAUGUUACAGGUACUUGUUACUAAUAUGAAACAAUAAAAAAACAUCUUAAAAGACAAGAACCAGACUGUGUUUUGAUUUUUUUUUUAAAUGGAAUGUCAGAAGUGAUUAUGGCUCAUUAGGAGGUUAAAGGUUUCUCACAUAAUUAGACACAGACAUAAAUAAAGACAAUUUACAUGAACUCCUGUCACAGUGGGAUUUAAAAGAGAUGUUACAUUAGAAUAAAGGGAAUGUCAUUACACUGAAAAAAUACGAUAAGAUAUAAUAAGCAUCAACUGAUCCAGACUGACAUGACGUCUACAAAGAAUUAGUUUGUUUAAUCUCAGAUGAAGUUAUUGUAAAUAACUAAAUAAAGGCAACAUGAUCAUGUGAUCUCACAUCAUUGGCUGAGUGCUGAUCAUGUGAUGUUAUAGACAGUAUUUUCAGUG
Larimichthys crocea (large yellow croaker) is the source of this 8279-nucleotide messenger RNA. It is a transcript of the gene cd99l2, whose product is annotated as CD99 molecule-like 2. Bases 143 to 877 code for a protein of 244 amino acids. The record is from RefSeq and is a predicted model, not a curated record. The transcript is spliced from 10 exons. NCBI's taxonomy places the organism in Eukaryota, Metazoa, Chordata, Actinopteri, Sciaenidae.